Aspergillus alliaceus is the source of this 964-nucleotide messenger RNA. RefSeq lists its product as uncharacterized. The transcript has a single exon. The record is from RefSeq and is a predicted model, not a curated record. Lineage: Eukaryota; Fungi; Ascomycota; Eurotiomycetes; Eurotiales; Aspergillaceae. Bases 294 to 869 code for a protein of 191 amino acids.
CGCUGCCGUACGCGGAAUCGGCCUCGAUAUCGUCCACGGCCGCGGCACUGCGUAAUGUCCAUUCAGCGCAAUUCUGCGGCUUCUGCCAUGUCUCGAUGAUCGCCAUCACAUCGGGAUCCAGCCACAAUGUCUUCUGGACAAUCAUGAACCGGGCGAUCUUGAUCACCCGGGACAAAAUUGGCGAAUAGCUCUCAGGAUCCCGCCAGCUGAACUCCCCCCGGUCCAGCACGGCCAUGGCGCAUAUCAGCACACUCUUAUACUUCUGGGCAUGGUAUAUCUAGUUCAUCAGCUUAAUGCAAAACUCUAAACAUGCCUACUCUAUAUCACUCAUUAUCCACUGCUUGCGCUUGGGAUUGCCCUCCCCGGAAUCUCUCUCCUGCUCCUCCCUCUCUAUAGAGAAACCUGCGGUAGCUAUCUACCACAGCUGCCGCUAUUUCUUCCGCUGUCGCGGUAUUAUUCCAUACAGUAGACUCUUCUCCAUACACGGCACCUGGGUGCAGGCAAUGAACGCUAAUAUUUGCUGCCAUGGCUGGACAUACUUGGCCACGCUGUCCGCAUCCAUAUAUACCAGCAACAGACAAUACGGGGUCUGGCCCUUCUCAGACCGCACGGCUUCAAUCCGGAUAGCUUGCCCGGUAUGCUACAUGGUCCACUGGCUCUUGCGCACCAUGCCUUCCAUGGCCGCCCAUAUCCGCCGCACGCCCUGCUCCACGGGGUUGUCUGUAUCAGGCAACAGGAUGGCCACCAUGGCGCGUAAUAUCUUGAAAUCGCUGGGGGUAGUAAACUCCUGCAAAUACUGGGUCCACCCGGUUACCUAUAACCAUAAGUUGGCAUCGCGGAUCUCUCCGGUCCCGGUUAAACUGGUCUAGAUCUUCAUCGCCUCCCAUGUCUCGGUGAUUUGCUGGAUUGCCUGGUUCACCUGCUCUGUAUGCACAGGAAUGUACAGUUCUUCCUCAUGGCCCCC